AAAUAGACGACUUUCUAGGUCAAGAAGAGAAACCUGCAUGGGGUGAUCGUCAGUCGAUGCCAUACCUUGCAGCCACAAUAAUGGAGGUACAGCGAAUUGGCAACAUCGUUUCAGCAUUCCCACAAUACACCACAGAAGAGGUUGAAAUAAACGGCUACAAUAUCCGCGCUGGUAUUACGGUAUUAGCAAACAUAUGGAGCGUUCACUAUGAUCCCAAUCACUGGGAAAGACCGUUUGAGUUUGAGCCAGGGAGGUUUUUAGAAAACGACCUCAAGACGUUAAAGAAGCAGGAGACGUUUAUUCCUUUUGGCGCAGACUUCUCAUGUCUAACAAGCUACCACCAGGUCCUCUUGGCUGGCCGAUCGUCGGAUCUAUCCCGCACAUCGACAAGGAGUCGUAUUUGACUUUCGACAAAUGGGCAAAAGAAUAUGGCGACAUAUACACAGUGAAGUUAGGCUGGACCACAGCCGUGAUUUUGAAUAGCUUUGACGCUAUAAAAAGUACACUGAAAGAUCAAGGAGAUAAGUUUAUUGACAAACCACGUUUACCUAUCAUAGAAUUGGGUUUUACACAAGGUAAGAAUAUUCGGUGGCGGGCCACCCAUGGA
Messenger RNA from Anneissia japonica, 607 nucleotides. RefSeq names its product cytochrome P450 2U1-like. NCBI's taxonomy places the organism in Eukaryota, Metazoa, Echinodermata, Crinoidea, Comatulida, Comatulidae. Gene Ontology annotation, cellular component: intracellular membrane-bounded organelle; cytoplasm. Gene Ontology annotation, molecular function: oxidoreductase activity, acting on paired donors, with incorporation or reduction of molecular oxygen, reduced flavin or flavoprotein as one donor, and incorporation of one atom of oxygen; iron ion binding; heme binding. The coding region runs from base 57 to 404 and encodes 115 amino acids. Gene Ontology annotation, biological process: xenobiotic metabolic process. The record is from RefSeq and is a predicted model, not a curated record. The transcript has 2 exons.